AUGAAGGGGCAAAUAGUAUCAGAAUUUAUUGUAGACCAUGCAGUGGUCGAAAGUCUUCAACUUCAAGUUGAGUUAAAACCUUGGAGAUUAUUCUUCGACGGUUCCACUCAUAAGGAUGGAAGUGGAGUUGGGAUCAUGAUAAUUUCUCCUGAUGGAAUUCCAACAAAACUCAAAUAUAGAAUUGAAGACAUAAAACAUGUCCCUAGAAUAAAAAACCAAGAAGCUAAUGACUUAGCACAAAUAGCUUUAGGGUAUAGAAUUUCAAAAGAGAAGCUAGAGGAACUUGUCGAAGUAAGAGGAAAAGCAAUGGCUGCCAGAUUGUCUCUGACAGGUUUGGAAAGCACUCAGUUAGGAUAUGCUAACAAAGAAGAGUUUGAAGUACUGGCCAUUGAUACCUUAAUGGAUACAGAUUGGAGGAAUCCAAUUAUUAAUUAUCUCAAGGACCCUUCGAUAGAUACAGAAAGAAAAACCAAGUACAGGGCUUUAUCUUAUGUUUUGAUGGGGAAUGAAUUAUUCAAGAAAACCCCUGAAGGGAUCCUGUUGAAAUGUUUAGGAGAAAACAAGGCGUACUUAGCGUUAUCUAGUGUACAUAGUGGAGCCUGUGGAGCACACCAGGUAGGCCAUAAGAUGAAAUGGUCACUUUUUAUAUAUGGAAUGUAUUGGCCCACCAUGUUAAAAGAUUGUAUAGAGUUUGCUAAGGGUUGCCAAGAAUGUCAAGUACAUGCAGGAAUUCAACAUGCUCCUGCAAGUGAGCUUCAUGCAAUUAUCAAGCCUUGGCCUUUCAGAGGUUGGGCAUUAGAUCUAAUUGGGGAAAUUCAACCUACUUCAUCCAAAGGUCAAAGGUACAUACUUAUAGGAAUUGACUAUUUCACUAAAUGGGUCGAAGCAGUACCUUUAGUAAAUAUGGAUCAAGAAACUAUCAUCGAAUUCAUUCAAAGACAAAUAUUAUAUAGAUUUGGGAUCCCAGAAAGGAAGAAGCAAAAAAAUUGGCACAAAACUUUAGAUCAAGCACUUUGGGCUUGUCGAACCUCCCCUAAAGAAGCUACUAACACUACACCUUUCCAACUUACAUUUGGACAUGAUGCGGUAUUACCUGUCAAAAUCUACUUGCAGUCAGUGAGAAUCCAAAGACAAGGAGAAAUUCCAUCUGACCUAUAUUGGGAAAUGAUGAUGAAUGAACUGGUUGAUUUGGACGAAGAAAGGUUGCAUGCAUUAGAAGUAUUAAGAAGACAAAAGGAGAGGGUAGCAAGAGCAUACAAUAAGAGGGUCAAAGGUAAAACUUUCAUUAUGAAUGAUCUAGUUUGGAAAGUUAUAUUACCUAUGGAUCGCAAGAAUAAAACAUUAGGAAAAUGGUCUCCACAUUGGGAAGGACAGUUUCGAAUUUUAAAAGAAUUUUCAAAUAAUGCAUACGAAAUAGAAGAACAAGCAGAAGAUCGAAGAAUCUUAAAAGUAAAUGGGAAAUACUUAAAGAAGUAUAACCCAUUUGUGCAUGAAGUUAAAAUCAUAACAACGUAG
Molecule: messenger RNA, 1515 nt
Organism: Lathyrus oleraceus (garden pea)
Lineage: Eukaryota; Viridiplantae; Streptophyta; Magnoliopsida; Fabales; Fabaceae
Exons: 3
Coding region: 1-1515 (504 amino acids)
Biological process (GO): DNA integration
Molecular function (GO): nucleic acid binding
Source: RefSeq, a predicted model, not a curated record